Molecule: messenger RNA, 426 nt
Organism: Cavenderia fasciculata
Lineage: Eukaryota; Evosea; Eumycetozoa; Acytosteliales; Cavenderiaceae
Gene: comA
Product: actin binding protein
Exons: 2
Coding region: 1-426 (141 amino acids)
Source: RefSeq, a predicted model, not a curated record
AUGACACACAAGAACAAACUUCACGCUGGAGAAUCGAUUCACUCUAAUGAUCACCACCACAACAGACUUGUUAGCAAGGAUGGUCAUUUCACUGCUAUCAUCCAAGAUGAUGGUAACUUUGUAAUCUACCAUGGAUCAGUCUUUACUCCACCAAACUCUGUUUGGGCUUCUGGCACUGACAACAAGCACGGUCACCACGGACCAUACAAGGUUAUCCAACAACAAGACGGUAACCUCGUACUCUACGAUCACGACAACAAGGCCUUGUGGGCUGCCGCCACCAUGUUGGGUGAACAAGUCAAGGGACACGGUCCAUGCACCACUGUCUUGAAGAAGAAUGGUCACCUCCGUGUCAAGGAUCAUCACAAGACCCAACUCUAUGAGUCCAAGAACCGUUCUUCCCCAGAUCAUGGUCAUCAUCAUUAA